AUGACGGCCAUUAAAAUUCCCCUCGAGAAAGAUACGGCUCUGGGACUUGAGAGAUUGUCGGCUGAAGAGCGUCUGGAAGAUGGGUCGUCUGUAUCCCAGUUCGACCCGACGCUCGAGCGAAAGACAGUCCUCAGACUGGAUCUGCUCUUGGUGCCGAUGAUGUGCAUGAUCUAUCUCCUUGCGUUUCUGGAUCGAUCCAAUAUAGGCAACGCCCGUGUCGCAGGCCUCCAGAAGGACCUAGGUAUAACAGAUUACCAGUAUCAGAUUGCUAUCACGGUCACCUACGUCCCAUAUAUCGCCGCCGAGUUGCCCUCGAAUCUCGUCUUGAAGACGGUCGGGCCGCGGUUGAUGCUGCCAGGCAUGUGUCUCUGCUGGGGCAUCGUCACGGCACUGCAAUCACAGGUGCACAACUUCGGAGGCUUGGUCGCCUGCCGCUUCUUCCUCGGGCUGCUAGAAGGUGGUCUCUUCCCCGGCAUCGUGCUAUAUCUCUCUGGGUUCUACCGGCGCCACGAACUCCAAGUCCGAAUUGCGCUCUUCUUCUCUGCCGCUGCCAUGAGCGGCGCCUUCUCCGGCCUGCUUGCAGCUGCUAUCAUACAAAUGGACGGAAUUGGUAACCUCUUCGGAUGGCAGUGGAUAUUCCUCCUGGAGGGGCUGUUUACGGUGGUCUUCGGCAUCUUCGCCUUCUUCGUACUGCCAAAUACGCCGCAUCAAGUCCUCACAUUCACCCCUGAGCAAGCCGAUCACUGCAUCCGCCGACUCGAGGCCGACGGACCGCCCGAGAGCGGGAAGUUCAGCUCCAAAGCCAUGCUCUCCGCCUUCAAAGACCUACACAUCUGGCUCAACUGCCUCGCCCUCUUCUGCAGUGGCACCUGUCUGUUCGGCCUCGCGUACUUCACGCCCAGCAUCGUCCAGGGCCUCGGCUACAGCCAGACGCGAACACAACUGCUCACGGUCCCGCCCUUCGCCAUCGCCUUCUUCGUCACCAUGGCCGCGGCCUACAUCGCCGACAGGUACCGCUGCCGCGGCCUCACCGCCAUCGUCACCUUCUGUCUCGCCGUCGUCGGCUUCGCGCUGUUCCUGACCGGGACAACGAUUGCGGUAAGAUACACGGCGCUGUGCUUCAUGGUCACGGGCACCUACUCCUCCGCUCCGAGUCUGAUAAGCUGGAUUCCGAAUAACACCGCGGCGCACACACGACGCGCGACCGCUAUCGCGAUGGGCUUCGUUUCGACCAAUGUGGGCGGCAUUGUCAGCACGUGGAUUUACCCCAAGACGUCUGCGCCGUAUUACAGGUUUGCGGCGAGGUACAACCUUUCUCUCGUGUGCAUCGCCAUUGCGUUGAUUGCCGGAGAAGUGGCCCUGUUGAGGUGGAUGAAUCAGCGGAAGGAGGAGAAGAGAAAGGACUUGCUGCAGGGUGUGGAAGGCUUAUCACAUGAGGACCAGUUCAACGAGCUGGGAGACCACCAUCCCGAUUUCAGAUACACGCUCUGA
Messenger RNA from Coniosporium apollinis CBS 100218, 1491 nucleotides. RefSeq lists its product as uncharacterized. The transcript is spliced from 2 exons. Gene Ontology annotation, molecular function: transmembrane transporter activity. Lineage: Eukaryota; Fungi; Ascomycota; Dothideomycetes. The coding region runs from base 1 to 1491 and encodes 496 amino acids. Gene Ontology annotation, biological process: transmembrane transport. The record is from RefSeq and is a predicted model, not a curated record. Gene Ontology annotation, cellular component: membrane.